AUGUCUCUCUUCGAAUGCUGUUCCCCUGAGUUCGGUGUCGACUUCGCUUCGUCGUUGACACUCAACCCCAUCGCAGACCCUGUCGAUGUUCCCUUCCGCUUCCGCGACUUGCCCAAGGAACUUCGCUUUAUGGUCUACGAGCAUGCUUUGUCACUCGAAUCAAUCGACAAGUACUGCGGUGACUAUCUGGAACUUUUGUGCACCACAUCUGACACCCAAAAGCCUGCUCCCGAGGUUGAGAAGGUCUGCCCAUCUAUUCUUUUGGUCAGCAAGGAUAUCACCGAGGAAGCUCUUCCAAUCCUGUACAAGACUCCUCUCAACUUGUCAUUUGGUGUCUUCAAGGCUCAUGUUCAAGACCUCAUCGCACCUGAGCUACUCCACAACCUUCGUUACAUCAACAUCUCGGACGCCGGGACUCGUCACCUCAACCCACCUCCCCACGACUGCUUCAGAGGUCUUUGCUAUACCGUUGUCGAGCUCGCUACCAUCCUCAGAUCCGGUCACUCGCUCAAGUCUUUCACUCUGGACUACACUUCAGAUUACCUGUCAAUCCAUCUCAAGGACUGCCUCAAUGUCAAGGACAAGGCCUGUGGCAUCAAGACUUGGUCUCAAAACUUGCUCAGCUCUAUCAAGGAGCUCCACAACAUCAAGCAAGUCUCCAUCUCCCUCGAAUGGUCUGAGGAGGUGAAGCAGGAGGCUAUCCGCUCCAUGAAGGGUCCAGCUGUUGGUUUCCUCAGACUUCCUCUUGAUGUUCGCCAGAAGAUCUAUGGUUAUGCUGCCGACCACAACGAUGGUUCUCGUGCUCUCAGACGUGCUACUAAGCAGCUUGCAUUCAAGCUAACCCAUCCCAGCAACGAAGACCCUACCUUCGACGAUCUGACCACUCCCAACAUUUUCCUCUUGAACAAGCAGAUCGAGUCCGAAGCCUCGGAAAUCAUCUACUCCAAGCCCUUUGAGAUCAGUGGCCUCUUCCCCAUGGUCAACUGCACAUUCCUCAAGCUCGACGACUUCUUCGGCCUCCACAUCUUCAGAAAGAUCCGCCAUUUGAAAUUGUCGUUCACUGAUCACAACCACCUGGCCAUGCUUCCCACCAUCGCGGCCGUGCUCAAGCGCCGCCGCAGAAACAAGUUGCAGUCGCUUCACCUGCACUUCGCCGAACCUCGCUCCAAGCGCUUGAUCCUGGCUGCCGAAGAGUACUACCCAGACAAUGUCGUCUACAGCUGCAUGCGCAGCUUCAACUACCUCAGAGGCUUUGUGGAGAAAGUUCGCAUCACUGGAACUCUGCCUCAGUGCUUCACUGCUCCUAUCAUCCACAACAUGGGACUGUCGUGCUUGUCGGGUCAGCCCAAGCCCGUUCAGGUGGUCAACGUCUGGGGCCAUGUAGUUGACGUGCAUGUGGUCCAGGGCACGGCUUUCUUCAGACAGAGCCGUGGUAUUCUUGUUGAAUCUACCGGUAUGGAGCGCAUCGAGAUCGAUUAA
Messenger RNA from Aureobasidium namibiae CBS 147.97, 1479 nucleotides. RefSeq lists its product as uncharacterized. Lineage: Eukaryota; Fungi; Ascomycota; Dothideomycetes; Dothideales; Saccotheciaceae. The transcript has 2 exons. Bases 1 to 1479 code for a protein of 492 amino acids. The record is from RefSeq and is a predicted model, not a curated record.